CUCCCUGUCUCUCUCCCCCCAUUCAAACCUUUCUCUCUCUUCCUCUUUCUAUGUCCCCAUUCAAACCUUAUAUUAUUACACGUCGCUCUCACUUUACCAUUUGCUCGUACCGUCUGCUGCCACUUCCCCUCUUACCAUAUUCAUAUAUAUAGACGCUUGCCCUCUCCAUUUUCACUGCCCAUUUCAGCCUUUGAAUUUGAGCUUCGAAGGCGUUGUUAAGCUACGCACAUUGGCAAAGCUUUAAGGAUGCAUCGCUGCAGUAAUUCUCAGACCAAUUCCUUUUCGAUGCUAUUCAACACCCAGCCGCUUGACGAAGCCGAUAUGUACCCGUAUUCCUUCCCCCCCUCCUCCUCCUCCUCCUCCUCCUCUUCUGUUGAUUGUACUCUCUCUCUUGGAACGCCGUCCACUCGCCUCAGUGGCGACGGCGACAAGCGGAGCCACCAUGAUCGCCGCCCCAGCUCCUGCAUGUCGGGCUACUGCUGGGAUAUGUUGCAGGCCAAGAAUGCUCCCUCGUCGCCACCAACUCACAAGGCCAGCCGCGGAGGCAAUGGCGGCACUGGCAAGAGCCCUGGCGCCGACCCUCUCCUUGCCAGGCGCUGCGCUAACUGCGACACCACCUCCACUCCUCUCUGGCGUAACGGCCCAAGAGGCCCGAAGUCACUUUGCAAUGCCUGCGGAAUUCGGUUCAAGAAGGAGGAGCGGAGAGCAACCGCCGCGGCGGCGAGCGGGGCGGCGCCGGGAGCAAUGGAGCAGCCUCAGCACAUGAUAAACAACUCGUGGGUGCAGCACCCGCAGUCCCAGAAGCUGCCGUGCUUCUCUCCGGCCAUCGGUGGCCACGAAUUCAGGUUUAUCGACGAUGCCGACCGCGACGGCGAAGGCGGCGGCAUUCCCUUCCUUUCAUGGCGGAUUAACGUGACGGACAGGCCCAGCCUCGUCCACGAUUUCACCAGAUAAUUGAUCAAAUCGAUGAAUCGACCGGUCAUCUACGACGCCUGUGAAUCAAAUCAAAAUUCUUUUCCUCUUUAUGUUUGAAAAGCUAGCUCGACCGUCCAUCUAACGUGAGAUGGGUGCCAAAAUGGGGUAAUCCGACGUUGUUUUUAGUGGCUUUUUUUUUUUCUUUAGAUCUUUCUAUUAACCCUUUUUCUUUCAGUCUGCGAAAUCCACCACCAUAUAUUGCUACUUUUUCUUGUUUAGUCUCUGAUUCAUACACUUUUCUUUCUUUUUUUUCUUCUCUCAAUGGGAUACGUGGAUCUAUGUGUUGUCCAUCACUUCUGUUAACUGCAGUUUAGUGCUCAAAACACACACACACACACACACACCCGCAUUUUGUGUAUACCUGAGAGUCUGAAAAUUUAGGUCUAUAUUUUUCUGGGAAUCUGGCAGUGCAUGUGUUUUCUGGAUUACAGAAACUGAUG
Diospyros lotus (date-plum) is the source of this 1415-nucleotide messenger RNA. Its product is annotated as GATA transcription factor 18-like. The transcript has 2 exons. Gene Ontology annotation, molecular function: sequence-specific DNA binding; zinc ion binding; DNA-binding transcription factor activity. Gene Ontology annotation, biological process: regulation of DNA-templated transcription; flower development. The record is from RefSeq and is a predicted model, not a curated record. Lineage: Eukaryota; Viridiplantae; Streptophyta; Magnoliopsida; Ericales; Ebenaceae. Bases 247 to 954 code for a protein of 235 amino acids.